This is a messenger RNA of Phanerochaete carnosa HHB-10118-sp, 2040 nucleotides long. RefSeq lists its product as uncharacterized. Gene Ontology annotation, molecular function: transmembrane transporter activity. The transcript has 7 exons. Gene Ontology annotation, cellular component: membrane. Gene Ontology annotation, biological process: transmembrane transport. Bases 122 to 1924 code for a protein of 600 amino acids. Lineage: Eukaryota; Fungi; Basidiomycota; Agaricomycetes; Polyporales; Phanerochaetaceae. The record is from RefSeq and is a predicted model, not a curated record.
CUCGACGUCGACCAUAGCGGCGACGAUCCAGCUGACGUCGUCGAAGGUCACCGACCUACACGAUAUUGUCUUCAGACUCAGUGGUGAAGAUUGAAUUCUCAUCGUUAUUGGCGACACGAAGAUGACGCACACACGUCCGCCUGCGCUCUUCAGCGUGGCACGCAUUGCAGCGCUUCUGACAGCGUUGCUAGUAUCGCUGGGAUCGGGGACAAAUUAUGUAUUCUCAGCCUACGGCCCACAACUUUCGGCAAGAUUGCACCUAUCGCAUACGCAGAUGAAUGUAGUGGGGUUGUCGGGAAAUGUCGGCGUAUACGGCACAGCGCCGUUCUGGGGCUGGAUUGUUGACCAUCGCGGACCAAGAUCACUACUCGCCCUGGCAUUCGUAGCAUUGCUAGCGGGAUACUCUGGAAUCCGCCAUUUCUACGAUGCAGGCCUACCAAACGGCGCGACGGACAUCUCUACGCUUUCUUUCGUUGCGCUCGUUUUGUGCGGAUUCUUGACCGGCAUAGGGGGCAACGGUGGCCUAACGAGUGCUAUUAAUUCUUCAGCAAAGAGCUUUCCUGACCGGCUACGAGCGACGGUUGUCGGUCUUGUCAUUUCUGGCUUCGGGCUCUCCGCAUUCCUCUUCUCGACAAUUGCACACGUUAUCUACCCAGGAGACACCUCUGAGUUUCUGCUCGUGCUCGCCAUUGGAACUUCCCUCCCUAUGAUCCUCGGCUUCUUCUUUGUGCGCCCGAUACCCCUCCCGCACAGCGAGUACGCGCGACUUGACGAGGCUCCUGUGAUUGUGGAUGACGAGGACGAGUUCUCGUCUGCCUCGCCUGUAGUCUUCCGAAGGGAGAACAAUAGCCAAACGCACCUGCUCGGCCGCGACGAAGACGGCUUCCUGGAGGAGGAACACCUCAAUGCAUCGUUUGAGCGGAGGCCCGAGCGGGAGGGGACAGAUUAUAUUGUGCCGCCGUCGCGUGGAGCGCUGGCGUUAAGCCCGACGCGGACGGAAAGCAGCCGGCACCGCACACAGGGCUCGUUUUCGGGGUCGCGUCCUAGGGUCGACUAUGGCGACGACAAGCUGUUAGGCGAUACGCCAAACAUCCGCGGCACGGCGCUCGCGUCGUCGGGGAACUUCUGGCUGCUGUUUGCCAUGUGUUCGCUUCUGAGCGGCACGGGCCUGAUGUAUAUCAACAAUGUCGGUUCGAUCUCGCAGGCGCUGUUCGCGAAAGGUAACCCUGACUUUGACGACCGUAAAGCGGCGCAGUGGCAGGCAACGCAAGUGUCGAUGGUCAGUAUCACAAACUGUCUCGGACGCAUCCUCAUUGGUAUGAUCGCCGACUCAACAAAGAACCAUCUCCGGCUGCCACGCUCGCUCUGCAUCUGCCUCGUCGCGGCGGCGUUCAUCGUCUCGCAGGUUACUGUAUACGCCGUUGACGAUGUGCGGGACCUUUGGAAGGGCAGCGCUCUCCUAGGCCUUGCGUAUGGCGGGCUGUUCGGACUGUUCCCGACGAUUACGAUUGAGUGGUUUGGACUGCCACACUUCUCAGAGAACUGGGGCUUCGUCUCGCUCGCGCCCAUGUUCGGCGGGAACGUCUUCUCGAUCAUGUUUGGCCGCAACCUCGAUGCACACGCGCCGUCAGAAUCCGUCGCGAAUGCUAUGACCUCCGUGUUCAACGCCUCUGCACCGUUGCUCUCUGUGCGUGCGGGCACCGGCGCGCCCAGCGAUUCGAGCCACCAGUGUCUGCAGGGCCGUGAAUGCUAUGUGGGAAGCCUGCUGAUGACGAUCGCCGCAUGCACGCUCGCGCUUGCACUCAGUGUGUACGCCGGCUGGCGAGACUGGCACAGCAGCCGGCGAAGAGAGGGCUUCCUGAAGGCGAGGCAUGUGCACGUACACGCAAGUGAGGUCGUUUGGGAUGAAACGGAGGACUCUUAGAUGGCGUGGAGACCAGAUGCGGACGGAUAGUGUAUCAUAUAGAUAUUUUGGAUAUGAUGCACAGGAUUAUCGCAUAGAGUAGACAGUAGUCUACAAAAUAUUGGAUUGGGUUUGGC